CAACCAUACGGAACAUUCCCCAUACGUGUCAUUCAGCCGAGCUGACUUAGGGGGAGAUGUACUAAGCCUCGGAGAGUGAUAAAGAGUGCGGCACUUUUGUAAGCACAGGAAGUGGGGCGCACAUUGGCAGUGGAGCGUGGAGGAAGGGAGGAAGCAGCAUGGUGAAGACCCGCAGGAACCAGCGGUUUAAGAAACCUAAAGUAGAUGAAGAUGUAUAUGAUGCAUCCCUGGCCAAGGCAGAUGUGCCCUCAGCUAAAGAGGUCUCCUCAGAUUAUUAUAAUGAUGAAAUUGAUAAGUAUCAUGAAGGGACUAUUAAGAAUCUGAUGGAGAAAGGAGUGCAGUUUGACAGUGAUGAAGAUCAAUUGGACAGUGAGGAUGAGCUUAUGCCCCUUGAUAUUCAUGAAGAAGAUGAUGAGCAGGAGGAGGACCGUAGUUCAAUGGGAAGUGACUUGGAUGAUCUUCGAAAAGAUGAUAUCCCAGAUGAAUUGGCUUGGGGUCAGAAGAAAAGACUGUAUUAUGACACAGACUACAAAGAAUACAGCAAGAAAAAAGUAAAAAAAACCAAAGAGGAGUUGGAAGCUGAGGCAGAGGAGGAGGAGGAGGAAGCACAGAAUGUUCAGAGGCGCUUGGCCAAGGCCCUAAAUGAGGAAGAUUACCGUCUGGAUUUUAUUCAUGAGUUUGGAGAAAAGUCGAGUGAGGAGAAACAGUCAGAGCAGAAGAUUGUGAAAGACUUUGAAAAAAUGUCUGACAAGGAGAAGAGGAAGUUGUUGAAGAAAGAAUCUCCAGAGCUACUGGAACUAAUGCAAGAUCUAAAGCUGAAGUUGGCAGAAGUUAAAAAUGAGUUGGAACCUUUGGUCAAAAUGGUGAAAGAAGGAAUCAUUCCUCAAGGAAAGGGCAGUGCAUAUCUUCAGAUGAAAUAUCAGCUGUACUUAAAUUAUUGCACAAAUAUUAGUUACUAUCUUCUUCUGAAAGCAAAAAGACUGUCAGUCACCGGCCAUCCUGUGAUAGAAAGACUGGUCACAUACCGGAAUUUGAUUAAUGACCUGGAAGUUGUGGAUCAACGACUGUCUCCAGAAAUGCGCCUGCUUCUGACUCUAGAUUUACAAAGAAGCACCACUGCGACAAAACUUCACGCUGCUCAGCCGAAAGUGACCAAAAAAUCCGCCGCCAAGCGCCCACUCACAGAGACUGAGGUUGCUGAAGACUCUGAUUUGGACGAAGAAGAUGCUCUAAAUUACUACAAGAUGAUGGCAAAUAAAUUGUUAGAAAAAAGGAAACGCAACGUGGAUGAGACAGUUGAUGAGUUUGUGUCUGAAGAAAUGGAUCCAAAUGCAAAGAGAGCAAUUACUUACCAGAUUGCAAAAAAUAAAGGCCUUACACCAAAAAGAAAGAAGAUUGACCGUAACCCUAGAGUUAAACACAGAGAGAAGUACAGACGUGCCAAGAUCCGUAGAAAAGGCCAGGUGCGUGAGGUCCGUAAGGAAGAGGUCAGAUAUUCCGGGGAGUUAUCUGGAAUCCGCGCUGGAGUUAAAAAGAGUAUUAAGCUUAAAUAAAGAAUUUAUGAAAUUUAUUGCCCCAUAUUGUAUAAUAAACAUUUGUAUUGUAACAA
This is a messenger RNA of Pseudophryne corroboree (corroboree frog), 1609 nucleotides long. It is a transcript of the gene UTP3, whose product is annotated as UTP3 small subunit processome component. The coding region runs from base 159 to 1553 and encodes 464 amino acids. NCBI's taxonomy places the organism in Eukaryota, Metazoa, Chordata, Amphibia, Anura, Myobatrachidae. The transcript has 17 exons. The record is from RefSeq and is a predicted model, not a curated record. Gene Ontology annotation, cellular component: nucleolus; small-subunit processome. Gene Ontology annotation, biological process: maturation of SSU-rRNA from tricistronic rRNA transcript (SSU-rRNA, 5.8S rRNA, LSU-rRNA).